CCCGACCAGGAUAAGGCGGGCAGGUGGUGGCAGCCGGACCUUUCGCUGUCUGUGCCCCGCCUCUCGAGCGGCCUGGGCUCUCAGUCCCCGUCUCUCCCCACCUGUAGGGCUCUCCGCCCGGCCUUCCGCAUGCCCUAGUGGUGGGUUGGGGGAAGUGGAGCCCGGAGCAGCCGGGGAAAGAGGAAAAUUCCAGCGCGAAGGAAGGCCGGCCCUGCCCCGCCUCCCCGCGGCGGGGAGAGGAGCGAGAGGCUGCGCUGGCCGGGGCGGAGUGGGGCUGUGCCGGGAGCAGGGAACCCUGCGAGCGGCUGGGAGGGAAGCCGCUGUUCAGCCCGAGCCGGAGCGGCAGGGGAAGAGCGGCCCGCGGCGGCAGCAGCAGCAGGGGACGGCUCCGCCUGUCGAGUUUUCCAAGAAGAAAAGCUAAAACUGAAGCUCCUCUUCCUCCAUCUGAAACAAAAAAACUUUGAAGUUUCUUCAUUUGAUGAUACAGAACCAACUAAUUACACCAUGGAACAAAAAGAGAAUAUAACUGAUAAAGACAUAGAAUUGUCUGUGGUCCUUCCAGGGGAUGUGAUCAAAUCUACUACUGUUAAUGGCAGCACACCCAUGAUGGACUUGCUGAUUUUUCUCUGUGCACAGUAUCAUUUAAAUCCAUCAAGCUAUACCAUAGACCUGAUGUCAGCAGAGAAGAGACAGAUUAAAUUCAAACCCAACACACCAAUUGGAAUGCUUGAAGUAGACAAGGUGAUUUUAAAGCCAAAACAUAUGGAUAAGAAAAAGCCCACUCCUAUAAUGCCGGAGCAAACGGUAAGAGUGGUAGUAAACUACAAGAAAACACAGAAGACUGUAGUGAGAGUGAGUCCACAUGAACCUCUUCAUGAAUUCAUACCGAUUAUCUGUAGCAAAUGUGAGUUUGAUCCUUUGCACACUGUAUUGCUGAAGAACUACCAGUGUCAGGAGCCCCUUGAUGUAACAAAAUCUCUUAAUGAUGUUGGACUAAGGGAAUUAUAUGCAAUGGAUGUCAGUAAAGCCACUCCAGCUGCUGACUUCAAUUUAUCAUCGUUACGAGGCUCCUGCCAAAUUUCUCAAAACCCAGGUACUUUGAAGGAGAAAGAAAAUAAAGGAUUUUUCAGCUUUUUUCAGCGAAGUAAGAAGAAACGAGAACAAACUGCCAGUGCCCCAGCAACUCCACUGAUGAGCAAACCCAGGCCAACUUUUAUCAACAGAUCUAACACGAUUUCCAAGCAGUACGACUCUAAUACAUUGCCAUCUGAAAUGCCAAAGAAGCGAAGAGCACCCUUGCCUCCAAUGCCUGCCUCUCAAAGUGUCCCACAGGAUCUUGCACAUGCCCAAGUGAAAUACACAUCGUCUUGUGUCGUGAAAUCUAGUAGUGUUGAUGAAAAUGAACAGGGUCAGUUGAGACUAGGAAUAGUGAGAACAGGUUCUCUGCAGCUCAGUGGCACAUCAUCUGUUAACUCCUCUUUGAGAAGGACUAAGCGCAAAGCGCCCUCCCCACCCUCUAGAAUACCACAAGACCAAAGUGACAACAGUAAAAGAACUGGUAAAAAGACAGAUGAAAACAGUACAAUGUUAGAGGAAAAUGUCCUGGAUCAAACUUCAGUUCUAUUUCAAGCAUCAGAGUUUGCAGAAUCAAACCCUGUAGAAAAUAUUGUGGAAGAAAGAGAUGCAGAAGUACUGUUUCCAACAGGUGAUAAAGUUGAUGUAACCAGAGCCAUAGUGCCAUCAUGUGCCUCUCAUUGCUUAGAUGCAGCCAAUCAUGAACAAAACACUGUCCAGCAACUGACAGAUGAAAGUAACCUUUCUGGUAACACUGGCUGUCCUGAUGCAUCUGAAAUGCCUUCUAAAUCUGGAAUUUGCUCUGAAUAUAGCCUGGAGGAGAUCAAUGAAAAGGAACAGAAGAAUGUACAGCACAAAGAGGAAAGUGAAAGUGCAGAUACCUCUCUUAUGACACAAGAGGUUUCUGCCUCCUUCAUUUCUACUGAUGUACCACUAGAUACUGAAAAAAAUGAUUCUGCUUCAUCAUCUUCAAUUCCUGGCAGUGGCUCUGUAGAUAACUUUCAAAGUUUCAAGGAAGAAAAACAAGAAAAUAUGAGCACAGAUGGCAAAGGCCCACACAGUAAGAUAGACAGUGCACAAAUUACAUUUGAAAAUGACAAGAAGUUGGGAAUAUUGGAUCCAAACAAAAAUUAUGAUCAUAAUGGCACAAGAUUCCUUCCAGCAACCAUAGGAGAAAAAGAAAAUCGACGUAAGAUGGGAGAAAUUAAUACAGCAGAUGUCAGAGAAGAAAAUAAGCUUGAAGUUGAGAGACUAUCAAACUGCCAAGAGUAUAAAAAUGACAUCUCUAUAAAUCAGAAUGAUAAUCCUCAAGUGAAUCUAGGAAUACAAGAUCAGAAGCUAAUUCAAACUAACAUGGAGAUAGUAAAAACUCAGGAUGUUGCAAUUCAGACAACUCCAUCUGAUAAUAGUUUUGGCAGGACUACACUAAGUGAAAUGAUUGUCCUUCAAGAUUGUGAGUCAUCCACCUUCAAAGGAGUAGCCCACAUGCAGAAUUUAGAUAGGGACAGUCCAUCUUUGCAGUUGAUGAACAAGGUGCAAGAGUCUGUAGAGGUUUCAACAGAAUUCAACCAUCAGAGACAAGACGCUGCGGAUGACAAAGCAAUUCCCAUACAAAAUCAAAGUAAUAUAUAUGAGAAUGAUAGUAGUUUUACCCCAUCAGAGAGAGCUCCAAAAAGUGCAAUUAAUUCUCCUAUUAAAAGUUACCCACUUUAUAGACCAGACUUCAAACCUAAACCUAAACCCUCUAAUGAAAUUACAAGAGAAUAUAUUCCCAAAAUUGGAAUGACUACUUAUAAAAUAGUGCCUCCAAAAUCUUUGGAAAUAUUGAAAGGUGGUGAGUCAGAUGCUAUGUCAGCCAUUAAGGAUCAGAUUGGUGUCACCUUGGAAAUGUCCCCACAGUCAGAGAAUUCAAAAGAAUUUGGAGUGCAAACUGAAAUUCUUAGGGUUUCAAAAAGCACAAGUCAGUCAGAGUCUGGUUUAAAAUAUGAACCUGCUUUGGCAGUGAAUGAUCAGCUGCACAAAACUAACAGCAUUACUGACAGUGUCUCAACUUCUGAAAUUGGGAUUACUACUGAAAGCAAGCACAUAGAAACAGAGGCUUCCAAACCCAAUCUAGGUAAUGGCAUAACUCCAUUGAUGCUAAACUCGGGUAACACAAAUUCUUCACCUGAGACUCAAGAAAAAUCAAGUGUUUUCAGUCCUACAACGAAACCUAGUUCUUUUUACUUACAGAUGCAAAGAAGGGCUUCAGGUCAUUAUGUAACAUCUGCAAUUGCCAGAAGUGUCAGUGCUGCUACAAGUCCUACUCAAAGAGAGGCUACAAAUACAGAGAGAGAAAAAAAUUUGACGGCAUCAGAUCAAUCUUUAUUUCCUUUACAUAAAACAUAUAAUUUCCCUGCUGAAUUAGAUGAAGAAAAGGUUGAUAAUGAGAAAAAAAUUGACACUUUUACUUCUGUCAAAACUGCUAAACCUUUGAGUUUCCCCUCCUGUCAGCCAGCAACAUUGAACUUAAGAACUCUUAGAACUUUUGCAGUUCCAAAACCAUAUUCCAGUUCUAGGCCAUCCCCCUUUGCUCUUGCUGUCUCAUCGGCAAUCAAAAGAUCACAGUCAUUCAGUAAACCACAUACCAUCAGUAGCCAGCCAUCAAAAGAGGAAUCUCCUGUUGAACUAUCCUCAGCACCUUCCACAGGAGAUGUGAAGAACCAAUUUUUACAGACCUUAACAGGAGGUUCACAACAUAAUAUGAUGGAUAAGAAAAGUAAUUGUACAAACAAUGAACAAAACAGCCAGGUGCAAUCUUCAGUUGACCACCCAACUUCUGUUUUUGAGAGAGAAACUGCUUUAACGUUCCAGAGCUCUGACCCAGAACAGAUCCACCAGAGUCUGCUGGCUGCUAUCCGCUCUGGAGAAGGUGCUGCCAAAUUAAAAAGGGUUUCUGCUCCAUCAAAUACUGUAUCUGUCAAUGGAAGAUCCAGGCUCAGUCACUCAUUUUCCACAGAAGAAAAAUAUAACCAUUAGACAUUAUACCAAAUAUUUUUGCACUUUAGUAUCAUUGCCUAGGCUAAAUUAAUACUAACUGCAAAUUUUUGCAAAUGUAAAUGCAGGUGUAUGUCACUAUACAUUGUUAAUUAAAAUAUAGGAAUUUCAUGCUGGAUCUCUUAAUUCCUGGGGAAGGUUUAUUAGAAUAUGUAAUUUAUAGUAAUAUUUUUGCCUUUUUUGUAAAAGCUGAAAAUGCUGCUUCAGAACUUUAAGAUGAGGUGCAGAUGAGUUUCAUUUUCGUUUAAAUGAAAAUCAAAUGUUGAUUUAAUUUUGUACUGUUAAGACUGAAUGACAUGUAGCAACAUGCUGAAAAAUACCGAUUUAGAGGAGUCUGAGAAUUUCAGAUUUUUAAGUUUAUAAUUGUAUAAUACUAAUGUUAAAUUGUGAGUUUAAAUAUACAUCUGCCACUUGUUGCCUCAAUGUUAUUUUGUUAAAUUAAAUAUUGUAAUUAGCAGAAAAUCUUAAUUAUAUUCAAUGAAGCACACUCUAGAAUUUCAUAGAAAAUGGGUGUGUUUUCCUUUUUUCAGCUAAGAGUUGGAAUCGAUACCAUUUGGCUUUUACUCUCCUUAACUUUUUUCCUAAUAGCACAACAAACAUCAGGACAAAAAUGAUCUGAAGUUUUUCAUUCUAUUUUAAUAUUUUCUUUACACUAAUAUUAUUUGGCUUUUCUCAUUUUGCUCUAUAACAAGUAAUUUUUGUGAAUAGCUUUUUCUCAUAAUAUUCGGAUAAGCAAUAUGUACCAGAUACCUUUUUAAAUAUUGUCAUCGACAGGUAGAAACAAUGGUAGGGAAGAAAAAAUCCAGUUUUGAUAUUUAGUGAAAGAGAAAUAAAAGAAAUGUGCUCACAUGAAAUAUAACUAAAAAGAUCCUAAAAUGCUUUGAAAUUAUUCAUAAACAGUUUAUUAUAGUCUUAAAUCAGCACAAUAAUGGGAAAACAAAGCACAUUAUACAAAAGUCUGUAUUUAUAGAAUAAGCAUUUGCUACUGAAAUAGAAAAGAGGUGAAGCUGGAACACUAUAUAAAAAGAAAUGCCUAAUAAUAGAUACAGUGUUUAUCAGUUUCUUUCUUGUCAAGAUGAUACUUUUUUAGGGGAAAAUGGGAUUAUAGUGAUGAUUUAAAAAAACUGGAUUGUAGAUAUUUACUGCAAAUAUUGAGAUAUUUGCCAUUUUCUAAAAUAUUUCAUGUUGGGUUUUGGUUGAAUAAAAGUAAUUGUGUUUAGUUUUAGUCUUUAACAAUAUUUAUUUUGUGUUAUAGAAACCAUUUGUAACAUUCAGUGGUAUUUUAAUUGCACAAAUUGGUUUAUAAUUGCUCAUUUAAGUAAAGGUUUAUUUUGAAGAAUGGCAUACUGCCAAUGAUUUUUGUGCAAUAAUCUGGGAUCAAUGUACAUUACUUUCACUAGUUGGGAGUGGUCACAAGUAAAACUAUAUUAAAGUUGUAACAAUGAUUAAACACCUAAGACUGUCCUAGUAAACAGUAAUUCUUAAAUACUAAA
Caretta caretta (loggerhead turtle) is the source of this 5603-nucleotide messenger RNA. The record is from RefSeq and is a predicted model, not a curated record. Lineage: Eukaryota; Metazoa; Chordata; Testudines; Cheloniidae.